GCAAUGUCAAGCUCUACGAGAGUGACGGCAACACCUUGCACAAGCCUGGACGUGGAGUACACGACCAGGCGGCGCAGCAGCAUCAGACGCAGGCGAUCGUGGAAGGGCUCAUCAAGGGCUUGGCCACUUCUGUUGCAGCACCUCAGCUCGCCCAGGUGACCAAGGUGCUGCAGGCCCAGCUCAACCCCUCCGUGGUGACCAGCAGGGCGUCCACGGCCGAAGACGCACUUAGGCGCGUUUCAGGCCAGUGGAGAGACGCCAAUGCGAAACAUGAUCAGGCAGUGGCUGCCGUCGUUCGCUGUCAGGCCAACCUCGACAGGGCCAAGCAGCGGGAGGCCGAGGCAGCACUGACAUUGGCACAAGCGGAUUUGGAGCGGAAGCAAGCCAUUGCAGCCUUCGCUCGCGAGGUCAGGGGCUCAGCAGAGCAACCUGAGCAGUCCACCUCGCAGGCCGCUUUCGACAUCGUGUGGGACGAAGAUCUAUUCAAAGACCUGGACCAGCUAGAGGGCAUAGAGACGGCCGAGAAGGACGACUUGAUGAAGAUCCACGCCGAACUCCAACAAUACAAGUCCCAGCUGGCGUCCAAAUCUGAAGACGUGAAAUCCAGGAUCGCGAGGGCCAAGGAGCUCCACGAGACGAUCCACGUGCGCGUCGGCAAGAAGCGCAAGACCGAGGCCGACGAGGACAAGCAGCCGACGGACGGGGCGGACGAGGCUCAGGCGGGCGGUGGCGGCGGCGCAAGCCAGGCGACCACGCCAGGCAGCGACGCUGCGGCAGCGUCAGGCGGCUCGCCAGCCACAGCCGAUGCCGCCGUCGCCUCCGCCCCCGAGUCCAGCGACCCAGCCGUCGCCGCGGCAGCUGCGGCCAUCUCGGCCCGCAAGCUUGCGGAGGCGCAAGCAGCAGCCACGGCCGAAGCCCAGGCGCUUCUGUCGGUGGGCGGCGGCACGGACUCCAAGGUCGGCAACACCAAGAUCGGCAAGGGCACCAGGGCCUCCCGCGGCAAGGGCGGCGGAGCUGGUGGCAACGCCAAGGUUUUGAACCUCUUCGACGCGAUCUUCCAGAAGAUCAGCAUCGCGGAGACCCUCCAGGCUGCGGUGACGGAGGCCGACAGCACGACCGACAGUCAGGCGCAGGAAGGAGCCAACCACACUGGCACAGCCGCUGCUCCACUAGGGAGCGACUCAGCUGCUGGCGAAGAGUGCAGUCUUUUUUUCGCGAACAUCACUAGUAUGGGGACGUCAGCCAAGACGUCACAAGCCUGGACCUACCUCUCUGAGAACGCCGACAAGCAUCAGUUCUGGGCCUUCGUGGAAACGCACGUGGCAGCGGAUGCUCUACGGCAAUGGCACAAGGAGGCACAGGCGAUCGGCAUGAAGUUGAUUGCGAACGGAGCCAGGCCCUCAGGCCACGCCCAGUCCCAGGACAUGGAGGGCAGGGCCAACGAGGGCGGCGAAUGGUUCCUCACCUCAGGUCACAGGCAAGUUCAUGCGUUGAGUGCAGCGCAACAUCAAGGUUUUCGAGCACGACGGGGCAGUGCACGAGAUGGCUUCUGCGCGACGGUGGUGCACCUCAAGGGGUUCAGCCUG
Molecule: messenger RNA, 1586 nt
Organism: Prorocentrum cordatum
Lineage: Eukaryota; Dinophyceae; Prorocentrales; Prorocentraceae
Source: the annotation of a GenBank genome assembly